AUGGCGGCGACCUCUGAGGACAGAGAGCCGGUGACCUCUGAGGACAGAGAGCCGGUGACCUCUGAGGACAGAGAGCCGGUGACCUCUGAGGACAGAGAGCCAGUGACCUCUGAGGACAGAGAGCCAGGCCCCCGCCAGCAUUCCCAAAGGCUGUCAUCCUCACCCUUGAGGCUCUUGGGCAAGAUCCCGGUCAAGACCCAGAACUUCAUCGUUCAGACCAAGAGGACAGAAAGCAUUUUGCUCCAGAUCGCCUUCUCCCUCGGGCUGGGCAGCAUGUGGCGCUUCCCGUACCUCUGCCACCGGAACGGAGGUGACUUCAUCCUCAUCUACUUCUUCCUGCUCUGCCUGCUCGGGGUCCCCCUCCUGUACAUGGAGAUGGUCAUGGGGCAGUGGCUGCGGAUCGACAGCAUCCAGAUCUGGAGUCAUCUGGUGCCCCUGAUGGGAGGCCUGGGCUAUGCGAGCAUGCUGGUGUGCGUCAUGGUGAGCGUGUACAACAGCAUCAUCAUCACCUGGUGCUUCUACUACCUCACCAACUCCUUCCACCACCCGCUGCCCUGGACCCGCUGCCCGCUGCUCCACACCAACCUCACCGGCCUGUCCUGCCUGCGCACCGUGUCCGAGCAGCAGUUCUGGUACGAGGUGGUCCUCAACGCCACGGCCCACAUCCAGGAGGGGGACGAGCACCUCAUCCUGCAUCUCACCCUGGGCACCUUGGCCACGUGGUGCCUCCUCUUCGUCAUCCUCGUCUCAGGCCUGAAGCUGUCCACGCCGUUCCUGGUCUUCACGGUCUUCCUCCCCUCCUUCUUCAUCGGCCUCCUCAUCCGCUGCCUCUUCCUGGAAGGCGCGGCCGCCAGCCUCAAACGCAUGGUCACGUUGGAGCACACGUCCUGGGCCUCGCUGGACCUGUGGCACCAGGCGGGGGGCCACGUGCUCUACUCGCUGGGCCUGGGCCUGGGCACCACCAUCAACAUCUCCUCCUCCAAGGCCGGCAGCAACAGCUCCGUGGUGGGCGUCCUGUGCAUGACCGUCGUCCACCUGGCGGCCUCGCUGGUGGCCACGGCCAUCGUCUUCGCGGUGGCGGGUCACUGGGUGGGCACCAGCGGCCCCGCCUGCAUCGAGAAGAGCAUCCUCGCGGUGAAUAAACUAAUAAAAAGGGGGCUGCUGCCCCAGGACGUGAGCCCGCCCCCGGGCGUCCUGGCCCCGCUGGACUACCUCACGUGGGUCAGCAGCCUCCCCAAGCACCUCCAGUUCCAGGUCAUCCAGGCCUCCCCGUCCUGCAGCAUCGAGGUCCUGAGCAGAGAGUUCUCGCAGGGCCCUGGCCUGGCGUUCCCAGCCUUCUCCGAAGCCGUCGCCAUGCUGCCUGGCGCCCCGUUCUGGGCCUUCGUCCUCUUCCUGACGCUGGCCGUGAUCCAGCUGACCACCUUGGUCAAGGUCGUGGAGAGCAUCGUCUUUCCCCUCCACAGCGUCAUCUCCUCCUUAAAGAGGCUGCCCGUGAUGUUCCCAGGUACCUUGGGUCCCGCUGCCUCCCCUCCCGACCUCCAGGGCUGGCCCGGGCCCCGGCCCCGGCCCCGCCCGGUGACCUCAGCGGCCACACGCCUCUGCCUCUGCCUAGCGGCCGUCUGCCUGGGCGGGUUCCUGGGCAGCCUGGUCUUCACCAGCAAGGCCGGCAGCUACAUCAUGUCUCUGUUGGACGAGACGCUGGUCCCGCUGACCCUCAUCGUCAUCGUGGUUCUGCAGAACAUGACCCUGGCCUGGAUCUACGGAGCUUCCAGGUUCCGGGAGGAGAUGUACGGCGACCUGGGCCGCUUGCUGUGGUCCUCCUGCCCCUUUCUGUGGUGCUACGUGACCAUGCCCGCGCUGCUGGUCCUCCUGGCCUUCGGCCUCAUCCGCCUCUACGGCAAGGUGCCCCCCUCCUACAUCGCCUGGAACAGCAGCACCGGCCGGGAAAUGGAGCAGCCCUACCUGCCGAGCGCCCUGGUCUGGAUCACCUUCCUCGGCGUCCUCGUCCUGCUGCCCAUCCCCAUCUACCCGCUCCAGCACUGGUGGCACCUGCAGGACCGCAUCGCCAGCCACCCCUUCGAGAAGCUCCUGGCCAAGAAGUCCGCCCGGCCCUCCGACUGGCCCAAGUUCCCGCCGGCGGCCAAGCCCACCUUCCGGGAGAGGAGCGAGAACUCGGUGGUGAUGAGGCCCAGCGCGCUCACCGCGGUCGCGGUCGGGGAGGCGGACGAGAAGCCCGAGUGGCUGGAGGAGCUGCCCUGGAGACGGCGGACGGAGAGCUACUCGGGGUUCAGCCUGCCCUUCCUCCCCUCCGUGCCGUCGUCCGCCUCCCUGAGCCUGCCCGCCAGCCCGCAGGCGAGCGCGGCCACCGUGGGCGCCGUCGAAGGCCUAGAGAGGCGCGGGACCAAGGCGGGCAGCUUCCCCAAGAAGCCCGCCCCCUAGCCGGAGGCCACGCCCACUUCCCCCGGGGAGCGACUCCGUCCGACCAAUGGCGGCCUCGGAGCCUGUCUGGGGGCAGGAGUCAUUGGCUCAGCCGGGGAGGAAGAGGAGGGGCGUGCGGGAAAGCUUACCUAGCAACCGGUGACGUCACUCAGCGGGCGCCACCGCAGGCUCGCUCCUCUCUUGGAACAGGAGCGAUUCUACGUUCAGGGGGGACCCCUCUCCGCUCUGAGACUGGAUAACCCGGAAGAAGAGCCAACUGGCCUGCUCACAGGGCUGGGCCUGAGGCCCCCUUUCCUCCCUGUGAAGUGGGAGCACCCUGGGGGCCUGAUGGGGAGGGCCAUCCCAGGACUUUCCAGGACCUGACUCCCCAGUUAUGGAGACAGACACCCCCAACCCCAACCUCCACCACCCAGCUGGGGGGCCGCCCUCUCAGAACCCGGG
Messenger RNA from Pipistrellus kuhlii (Kuhl's pipistrelle), 2880 nucleotides. Its product is annotated as orphan sodium- and chloride-dependent neurotransmitter transporter NTT5-like. Gene Ontology annotation, biological process: sodium ion transmembrane transport. The record is from RefSeq and is a predicted model, not a curated record. Gene Ontology annotation, cellular component: membrane. NCBI's taxonomy places the organism in Eukaryota, Metazoa, Chordata, Mammalia, Chiroptera, Vespertilionidae.